UGUUUCAAACCGCAUGUUAAUUGCUUCAUUAUUAAAAAAGUUAUGCCGAUUUAAAAUUGGUCCGGUUUACAUCAAACGAAGUGUCAAAAUCGGCCUUUUUUAUGUUAAUCCCUAUUUUUACGAGAUAUUAUUGCAUAACUUGACAAUAUCGCAUCAAAUGGGGUCAUAAUAUGCGGUCUCACGCUCUAACACACUUUUAUGACCCAAUCAUAUCUGACCAAUUAAAAAUUUGUUCAUAACUAGCAUUUUAAACAAGAAAUUUCCCCAUAACCUAAUGUGAUUUAUUGUUCGUCUGGUAUCUGUCGCAGUAGUCACGUGACUAUCGGAAAAAUUUGAGGCACUCAGUGGGGAAAUGGAGCGUAUAGAGCGAUCAUUGACUACCGCUGUUCAAAGUGCGGGAUUUGAUUCAACAUUCUUCAAAUAUGCUCUGCAGAUGACCGUUGACAUUCAGAAAAGCGAUGGAAAAACAGGAAGUCAAAUCAGAUACGCAGUUUACCGCCACUGGGCGAGAGAGUUGAAGAGAAUGGAUGUUGGCAUGGAUACGAUGGGAAACCCGCAGUAUGAGUUUCCGAAAGAGGCCACCGAGUAUUUACGAAAGCUAACUGGCGGCCCAGCCAAAAGAGAGAAACGACAGGUGAAGGUAGUAGUUCCAAUGGAAGUAUUGUGCCGUGCCCUUGCCGUUCCUCCAAGGACCUAGAUCGACCUGGCAGAAAGCCGUAUUUUCGGCAUGCAUUAUGAAAUGUACAUUUCAAAUUGUGUUUUUUGUAUUUGUUUGGAAAUAAAAUUAUUUAUAAUAUG
Molecule: messenger RNA, 798 nt
Organism: Ruditapes philippinarum (Manila clam)
Lineage: Eukaryota; Metazoa; Mollusca; Bivalvia; Venerida; Veneridae
Exons: 4
Coding region: 353-697 (114 amino acids)
Source: RefSeq, a predicted model, not a curated record